AACCCCGAACGAGACAUCGACCGAUUCGAUAACGUCGCGACCAAGUAUCGGAUCGGUGUUGUCCCUAUCUAGGAGACUAUUACGUGGUCUGCGUUUGACAUCUGCGCAUUUCUCACGCUCGUUCGGAGGAAAAAUCAAAACAAUCAAUAUGGCGGACCCGAACAACGAAGCUGCAUCGUCGAGUAGCGUUUCGGAACAGGCCCCCCCGGCCGCUCCAAUUCACGACCUUCUCGAGAAAAUCGAGGACUUCCUGGAGCCUGACAAGAAGCGUCGUAAAGUGUCACGAAACGAUGGAAAAACGGAGCAAAAAUUGGAACACCGCUUGGGCGGCAUCCUCUGCUGCGCAGUUUGUCUCGAUUUACCCAAGGCGGCCGUCUAUCAGUGUACAAAUGGACACUUGAUGUGUGCUGGUUGCUUCACUCAUGUCCUCGCAGAUGCCAGGCUGAGAGAUGAAAUGGCAACAUGUCCCAGCUGCAGAAUCGAGAUCAGCAGAACAUCUCCAUCUCGAAAUCUAGCAGUUGAGAAAGCCGUGUCUGAAUUGCCAGCAGAAUGUCAAUAUUGUGCAAAGGAGUUUCCAAGAAACUCCUUAGAACGCCAUGAAGAGACUAUGUGUGAAGAAAGAAUAUGUAGCUGCAAAUACAGCAGAAUCGGAUGUCCUUGGCGUGGGCCGAAUCACGAACGUCCAGAACAUGAGACACACUGCGUUCAUCCUCAUCGUUCAGGACUAGACGUUAUGGAAGCUCUACGCGAUAUCGAUGCCCGUACACUUGAAGAACGUAGGCUGUAUGACAAUGUCUUUGAUCUUUUGUCCUACGAGAAAAUCACAUUCAACGAUUUACAAAUGAAGCCGUAUCGUACGGACGAGUUUGUUCAUAAACUGUUCUAUGAAACCUCACGUUUCACGGCGUUUAACAAUCAAUGGGUCGUAAAGGCGAGGAUCAAUAACAGUCAGCGUGAUCCUACUCAGAGUUCCGAGAGAGACAUGACUUAUCAAUUGAUCUUGAAAACGAAAACAACGUACCCGCUACCGCUCCAUUAUUUAAUAUUGAAAGGACCUUUCGGAGACAUGAAAGUACAACCAAGAAUACACAAUUUCGAGUUCACCGACCAAGAAAACGAAAGUCCUUAUUUACCUUUACCUUUACCUGAUACGGCAGAGUGCAAUAGACUUCUUGCUGCGAGAGCUAUUAGUUUCAGACUAAUAAUGUUCCUGGCAUCCAAGUAGUUGGACACAACAAUUGCUGUUGUUAAGAUUUCAUGGAAGAUGAAUAAUAAUUGACACAACUUUUUAGAUUUAACAGCGAUAAGAACAUAGAAUCACACCGAGGUUUAUAAUCGAUUAUUAGUAGCGUUUAACCGUAACGAUAAAUAAGGAUAAAAGAUGCUAAUUCUGCUGUAGUCUAUACACAUAUUACAUUGAAAAGUGGUACACCGUGUCGAUACCCGCGAAUAGCAUAACACGAAAGGUGUAGCAAAGUACAUUACGCAAACACUUGGUGAAACGUGCAAAUAUUCAAUUUCGUUUCAAUUUCAUCCGGGAAAUCCUUUUGUUGGUUCUUUCAAUUCA
Molecule: messenger RNA, 1567 nt
Organism: Habropoda laboriosa
Lineage: Eukaryota; Metazoa; Arthropoda; Insecta; Hymenoptera; Apidae
Product: cysteine and histidine-rich protein 1 homolog
Exons: 6
Coding region: 149-1225 (358 amino acids)
Cellular component (GO): nucleus
Source: RefSeq, a predicted model, not a curated record